Molecule: messenger RNA, 604 nt
Organism: Cylicostephanus goldi
Lineage: Eukaryota; Metazoa; Nematoda; Chromadorea; Rhabditida; Strongylidae
Source: the annotation of a GenBank genome assembly
AUGACUCAUUGAAUGUUGAGUGAUAUUUUUAGCGUUUAUUUUCAGCGUACUCGAUGGAACUGAUGGAGUGAUCAAAUUUGCCAAUGGCAACAAUGUCAGUCUGUCUUUGGCUCUGGAAUCGCAGACAAGGGAACGUGACAGUGCUCGCAUUCACACCACUACCAUCAGCGACUACAAGGGCGAUAUUCGUGCUCUGAAAGGACGUUUCCUCGCGGUUCAGGGAGAUCUUAUUGCUUUCCGAUUCUUCAAUGAGAACACGGGUGACGUUAUUCGCAUAAUCAACAGAGUUUCAAGAAAUCGUCGUUUGAUCAAGGGUUUUUCGAAAGCUCCAGUGGAUCUUCGCUUUGCCACUCAUCUUCCUCUCCUUGCCGUUGUAGAUGGCGAGUCCAACCUUCACGUUUAUUCGGUCACUGCUGACUGCCAGGAUGUAGAAACUUACAUAACUAUCAUGAACUGGCCCGAUGGUAGCUCGGAUAGUACUCCACGCGUUGUAUGGUGCCCUUACGUAGCUGAAAAUCCUUCUGAUCCUUCGGAUGUAGUCAACAUGGUGGCACUUUUCAAGGUUUGGGAGGUUUCGAUCUGUAACAAUUUUUUUAUUUACUAA